Molecule: messenger RNA, 1666 nt
Organism: Camellia sinensis
Lineage: Eukaryota; Viridiplantae; Streptophyta; Magnoliopsida; Ericales; Theaceae
Source: RefSeq, a predicted model, not a curated record
AAAAAUUUUAAACGAAAAUCAAACAAUUUAUUGGCUUUCUUCGUUUACAAUCCCAAGCAUAAUAUAACACAGAAAAAUCAAUCGCCGGCAUAAGAUAUAUUCUGGACCAUUAAUUCCAUCACGCGAACGCAGACAAAAACCGAAUCAAAAUUUCAAAAACACCUCUUCUCCAUUCCCAUCCAAUCGGCCAGAUCUACUACAAUACAACCAACCUCUCAUAUUUUAUAUUAUAUUAUAUAUAUUCUACUUAAUUAAUUAAUUUAACACACGCUCAGUCAAAUUAAACUCUCAAUCGAUCCUAUCGACCUUCCUUCCCUCUCUUCUUCUCACCCAAACCCUAAUCGAUCGAAUCGGCAAAUAUAUUCUUGAAAUUUACAGCGAGUAAAUUUAUUUAUUUUUUAUUUUUUAAUUUAUUUUUAAAAAAGUUGGUCGAUUUGAAUUCAGAAUGAAAGAGAGGAAAUCAGCGAAAUUGAAUCAUCUGCAGCAACAACAGCAACACCAGAACGGUCACUUGUCUCCGUUCAAAUUCGCUAAAUUGUUCGAUCCGGAGGCAUCUUGGGACAAGGAUCAAUUAGGAGACGUAUUGCAUUGGAUUCGACAAGUCGUGGCCCUUCUAUGUGGGUUGCUUUGGGGUGCCAUUCCUUUAGUUGGGGGCAUAUGGAUUAUUGUGGGUGGUUCCAGGCUUGGCACAGAUGUUAGUACUUCUUUACAGUUAACCCUCGUAGCUGGGAUACCUGACCUUCCAUUCCAGAUUUUGGAUGAUAAUGAGUUGGGAUGAAUGCUACUUGUCAAACUUUGAACUUAGAAAGUUCAUUGCCAUGAACUAAUCAGGAUUAGUUUAGCCAAGUACUGUAGUUGUGAAUCUUUGUGUGCAAAGUUCAAUUACAUAAUGAACUGUUUGGAAUCAGAAGUACUAUACUAAAUAUUGGAAAAUAAUAGUUAUUUUAAGGAAGAUAUUCAUAGGAAGGUAAAGUAAUUCUUAUCUGUUUGGAAUCAGAUUGUUAGAGUUGAAGGAUUUCAAGUUAAUACAUAGGCAGAUCAGUUGGAAAGGAUUGGAUCUGAGACAUCUGACAGAUGAGAAUCCAUGGUUUUAUACUUUGUGGCAUGGCAGUGUCUUACAUGCAGCAUGAGGUUGAUUCGUUGCCUCACAGUGAACUGACCUUGUGAAACCAAUUGAUGCUAUUGUUUUAGCUUUAUAUUCAGUGAAGUUAUUGCUUGAGGAUGUUUGUUGAGUUGCUCAAAGGGUGUGCAUAUAAUGUGUAAUUAGAUGGGGGAAAAUAUUUAUACUUGCAGCUUGAGCUUCCUUAGCUUCUUGGGGUGGUCCCUUUUUUAGGAUUACAGGUGUGCAAUACGUGAGAUCCUAAACAGGAGGGAACUAUUUUGCCUUUACUUUUUCUGUUACCUUAUCUUUUUCACAUUACUUGUGAGAAGCAAACAGAGCCUUAAUUUAAGCAUUCUUUGGCAACUAAUGCAUAGUGCUCUGUUUAAUGGUGUGCAACUUAGAAAAAUUACUGUGCUAGUUAUGUGUGGUAUAGUGGUAUGGUUCAAGUUGAAGGCCGUGGAUAAAUAUAAGUUUGUGUAGAAUGCAACAGUGAAACAAGAUUCUAAGGAGCCUUCCUUAAAUGAUUGUGUUAUGAGCUGUGUUUCUUUUUUUUUUGUUGUACGA